This is a messenger RNA of Pocillopora verrucosa, 1418 nucleotides long. The record is from RefSeq and is a predicted model, not a curated record. NCBI's taxonomy places the organism in Eukaryota, Metazoa, Cnidaria, Anthozoa, Scleractinia, Pocilloporidae.
GCAUAAUUCCAGAAGUCAGUCGCGGAAACCUGGCGAUCCGCGCGAUGAAGAAGUCGAUUUUUAUCUUUUUUCUGUUACUUUUGUUCUUCAUGAUACUUGCUUAUGUCUCAUCACAAGGCUUUUGUGACGCAGACCAAUGCCGCGUGUUGGAGUUUACCCCUGAAAAAGCAUUUGACGGUAAACGUCUCAUAAACCACGUCAUUCGCAUCGUUGAAGUUCUGACAAUGAGUUUUUGUGACAAUAUGUGUUAUGUGGAACCUGACUGUGUCAGCAUUAAUGUUCAUAAACAAGUGAGUGGUCAUGGAGGCUACAAAUGUGAACUGAAUAAUGUUACUCACGAAAGACACGAACACGACCUGGAGAAGAAAGACGAUUAUUUUUAUCAUGCAGCUGAGAGCGCUUGUGUUGAUAACCCUUGCGAUAACAAUUCUACUUGUCAAAGCGGUUUUACCAACAAAGGAUAUCGCUGUUUGUGUACCACUGGAUUCAAAGGUCCAAGGUGUAAUAAAGAUAUAAACGAGUGCGCUGACGGAACAUCCAAGUGCAGUGCUGAUGCUAUGUGCAACAAUACCGAGGGAUCGUAUCGCUGCAAAUGCAAACCAGGAUUUACCGGGAAUGGACGGACUUGCAAAGAUAUCGACGAGUGUGCUACAGGAAAAAUGAACUGCAGUGCUGAUGCUGUGUGCAACAAUGCUAAGGGAUCGUACAACUGUACAUGCAAACAGGGUUACUAUGGAGAUGGAAAUAUCUGCCGUUUGGCUUCGACGUGUAAAGAAAUUUUCGACAGGAAUGUGGCGAUAAAGAGUGGCGAAGUUACCCUGCACUUAGACUCGAAGCCAACUUCUGUUUUCUGUCACAUGGGAGACUUUGGAUGCGGAGAUGGAGGAUGGACGCCGAUCAUGAAGAUUAAUGGUAGUAAGCGUACCUUCAAUUACGAUUCCCAUUUCUGGAAGGACAAAGAGACCUAUGAAGAGGCUGCUGGCAAGAAUGGCUUCGACUUACAUGAAACGAAGUUACCAACCUACUGGAAAACACCCUUCUCCAAGAUCUGCCUUGGUAUGCAGAUUGGUCAACAACUCAGGUUCAUCUUCAUCAACAAGACAGCCGAAUCUUUGUAUUCAUUGAUCGCUGACGGGGAAUACCGCGCCACUUCGCUGGGUCGUGACACGUGGAAGAAGGUUGUCGGUUCGCAAGCCUCCUUGCAGCAAAACUGCAACAAGGAAGGGUUCAAUGUUGAAGGUGGUAACUCAAAAGCAAGAAUCGGCGUCAUUGCUAACCAGGAAAAUAACUGCUUGACUUGCGAUUCUAGAAUCGGGUUUGGUACAGGAGGAAAUAAUUCGUGCGGAAAUGUAGCGACACACAAGCCUGAUAACGGAGACAAGCACAUCACAGGCAUGGGGUACAUCUUGGUGCACUGA